Messenger RNA from Brienomyrus brachyistius, 1789 nucleotides. It is a transcript of the gene rdh5, whose product is annotated as retinol dehydrogenase 5 (11-cis/9-cis). Gene Ontology annotation, molecular function: oxidoreductase activity. Bases 131 to 1099 code for a protein of 322 amino acids. The record is from RefSeq and is a predicted model, not a curated record. The transcript has 5 exons. NCBI's taxonomy places the organism in Eukaryota, Metazoa, Chordata, Actinopteri, Osteoglossiformes, Mormyridae.
GCAUAGCUAUAGACAGUCAGACAGUGAGGCUGCAGAAACACAUCUAGAGUCGGGGGAAUCCUGAAGAAAGGGGAGAUCAAGGUGGAUUUCAUCUGAAACAGUGAAGAAAAAGACAAAGCAUCCGGACGGCAUGGAGGACGCCUGGACGUUGGGGCUGGCAGCCGUCCUGGUCGCCUGGGUGGGGCUCUGGCUGUGGAGAGACCGCCUGCUGAUCUCGGACGUCGAGCAGAGGCACGUCUUCGUCACCGGCUGCGACUCGGGCUUCGGGAGCCUGCUGUGCAAGCGGCUGGAGCGCCGCGGUUUCCGCGUGCUGGCCGGCUGCCUGACGGAGGCGGGGGCCCGCGAGCUGCGCCGGGCCACCGGGCCCAACCUCAGGACCUGCCUGCUGGACGUGACGGACAGCGAGUCGGUGCUGCGCGCGGCGGACUGGGCCAAGGGGGAGGUCGGGGACAAAGGGCUGUGGGGCCUGGUUAACAACGCGGGCCGCUCCAUCCCCAUGGGCCCCACAGAGUGGAUGCAGGUGGAGGACUUCCAAAGCACACUGCGCGUCAACAUGAUGGGUGUCAUCGAGGUGACGCUGGCCUUUCUGCCGCUGGUGAAGUGUGCCCGCGGCCGCCUGGUCAACGUGGCCUCCGUCCUGGGCAGGGUAGGCGCCAACGGCGGCGGAUACUGCAUGUCCAAGUUCGCGGUGGAGUGCUUCUCCGAUUGCCUCAGGCGGGACAUGCACUACUUUGGUGUCAAGGUGUGUAUCAUUGAGCCGGGGUUCUUCAAGACGGCCAUAACCAGCCUGGAGCCCCUGGAACGGGAACUGCAGCGCCUGUGGGGUCAGCUGAGCCCCGAGGUGCGCGAGAGCUACGGGGAAAAGUACUUCGACAAUUACAUCAAGCUUCAGCGACUGAUCAUGAACAACGUGUGUGACCCGGACCUGAGCAAGGUGACGGACUGCAUGGAGCACGCGCUGAUGGCGCGCUACCCCCGCACCCGCUACAGCGCCGGCUGGGACGCCAAGCUGGUCUGGAUCCCACUCUCCUACACCCCCACCUUUGUCCUUGACUCCGUGCUCAAAAUGAUGAUGCCCCGUCCAGCUCACAGUGUUUAAGGACGCGAAUUAAAGCCGGGCACACACCAAGCCCACAGCAAAAAAAAAUCGCGCCGUCCAAGGCAGACAUAGGACAUACUAUCAUGACUAAAGGUGACGGCUGACAUACAGACCAAUCAGAGAGCUCAGUUUCACCAACUAGCUGUGCCUUUCAGCAUGCUGAAUCAGCCAACACUGGGCCCUACAGGGAGUCACUGCCUCUCACUGACAGCUCAACAGCUUUCGACGGCCAAAAAUCCUAACCAGAGACUAACCAGAGACAUAUAAAGAUUGUGAAACUGCAUUGAAUACAGUUCUGUAACAUUACGAAGACCCAUGAGUGAAAUCCACACUAUUGUGAAUUAUAUUCUUAUCAUCAUUAUUAUUGUUGCGUAUUUCUGAAUUGCAGUGGUGUCAUGUAAAUGUCAAAAUGUUUCACUGUGCCAUCUGUGUAGUUCUUCCAACUUUGCUCUCCAUUGAGCACAUACACACACACGGACAUAAGCAGCCAAGGGCGUUUGUGGUUACGUUCUAUGCCUUUAAAACCCAAGCACUGUUUCCAGUGAGACUCAUCGUUUGUUGAGUACAAAUCCAUUAAUAUCAGACCUUGCUUGUAAGAGCAUAACUGAACCCCUCUUCAAAUUCUAUAAAUGUCACAUUUCCAUUAUGACAUCCUUGUUUACUUUCCUAGAAUAAAAUGUUGUGUCCAUC